Anolis sagrei ordinatus is the source of this 1879-nucleotide messenger RNA. The record is from RefSeq and is a predicted model, not a curated record. Lineage: Eukaryota; Metazoa; Chordata; Lepidosauria; Squamata; Anolidae.
GCUGGGCUUCAUGGGCGUCACGGCCUUCCUCUCCAUGUGGAUCAGCAACACCGCCACCACCGCCAUGAUGGUGCCCAUCGUCCAGGCCGUCCUGGAGCAGAUGAACGAGGCCGAGGCCGAGCAGGACAGGACCGAGACGGGUGAGGAGGAGGAGGAGGGGCGGCAAGGCCCUUCGUCCCGUGGCACCUUUAACCUGCGACGAGGGCAGGAAAACAACACAAGGGGCAAGGACAUGGCUGCCCCGUGGGUCCAUGGGGUCAAGCAGGGCGCCACCCAGAGGUCGCCUGAGGAAUCCUAGAGUUGGAAGAGACCUGGUGGGCCAUCCAGCAUCGGCCCAGAGGGGCCCUCGGAGGCGGAGAAGCAGGCAGCCAGGAAGCGCGCCCGCAAAGGGCUGACCCUCUGCAUCUGCUACGCGGCCAGCAUCGGCGGGACGGCCACCUUGACCGGGACGGGGCCCAACCUGGUCCUGAAGGGGCAGAUGAACCAGUUGUUUCCGCAGAAUGACGACAUCUUGAACUUUGCCUCCUGGUUCAUCUUCUCCUUCCCCAACAUGCUGCUGAUGCUGGUCCUGGCCUGGCUCUGGCUCCAGAUCAGCUUCAUGGGAAUCAACUUCCGGAAGACGUGGGGCUGCGGGACCCAGCAGACGGCGUCGGAGCAGGCCGCCCUCCAGAUGCUGAGGGAGGAGCACCGCAAGCUGGGCCCAAUGUCCUUCGGGGAGAGCAGCGUCCUGGUCCUCUUUGCCGUCCUGGUCCUGCUCUGGUUCACCCGGGAUCCCGGCUACGUCCCCGGAUGGGGGUCCGCCUUCUUCAACAAGGACAAGGAGAUCACGCCUCCACCUUCAGUGGACUGUGCACACAUGGGCAUUAGAACUGUAUUUUUCCCACACGGGAGGUGCCUGCAAUGCAUUCGGCUGGAAAGUGGCAUCUCUCCACCUGGCAUCCCCGUCACCUCGAGGGGGGAAGGUGGAGCGAGUGCCCUUUGUCAUCGCCUCGAGGGGGGAAAGCGUUGGUGGACGCGGCCUCAGGGCUCGCUCUCUCUCUCUCGCAGGUACGUGACGGACGCCACCGUGGCCAUCUUCAUGGCCCUGUUGCUCUUCGUCAUCCCGGCCACCUGGCCCCACUGCAGCAACCCCUGCGUCCGGAGCAGCGUCGACUCGGAGGAAGGAGGAGGAAAAGGCACGUUUCCGAUCCAUGGGGGAGGCCUUUGGAAGGGAGUAACACGCACUAUCCCUGAAAGGGACCGGGAACGUGGGCGCCCCUUCAUGUUCCUCCUCGGGUGCUUUUCUGGGGUCCACGGGGGUCCCCGCCUUGCCUGCCCUGACCCCCGUCUCGGCCCCCCUGCAGCUCUGACGAAGCCCCCGGGCCCGCUGAUGGAGUGGGACGUGAUCCAGAAGAAGCUGCCUUGGAGCAUCGUGCUGCUCUUGGGAGGAGGCUUCGCUUUGGCCAACGGGAGCGAGGUGUCCGGCCUGUCCAAGUGGCUGGGGACCCAGAUGUCCCCCCUGCGAAACGUCCCCUCCUGGGCCAUCGCCACCAUCACCUCCGUCUUCAUCGCCGUCUUCACAGAAUGCACCAGCAACGUGGCCACGGCCACCCUCUUCCUCCCCGUCUUUGCGUCCCUGUCGUACUCCAUCAAGGUGAACCCGCUCUACGUCAUGCUCCCCUGCACGCUGAGCUGCUCCUUCGCCUUCAUGCUCCCCGUGGCCACGCCGCCCAACGCCAUCGUCUUCUCCUACGGACACAUCCGCGUCGCCGACAUGGCAAAAACUGGGAUCAUGAUGAACGUCAUCGGCAUCGCGUGCACCACGGUGGCCAUCAACACCUGGGGCCGAUCCAUGUUCAACCUGGACACCUUCCCCCCCUGGGCCAACUUCACUCUCUAG